AUGUCGUCGUCUUCGUUCCGGAAAUUUAGCAGCUCUUCUGCAAACGGCUUCGAGUACACAUCCUCGUCUUCCGUCUCGAACGGAGUCAAUGGUGGCAGUCACUCUGCGAUCGCCCCUCCGGAUGUGCCUGAAGUUUCUGUUGGUUCCGUGAAGCCAUUAUCGGCCCUCUUUGGGCAGCGACCACGCUCCGGCACCGAUGGGCCUACCUCAUUCGGCGGCCUCGAGCAAGUGAAGGAGCAGCUGGCGACUUCUCGCAGCCAUGCCUACCGUGUUCUCGGCUCUAAUUUCAGCGGGUACGCGUUCGAUACCUCUAUCGCUGGGCUCCUGGACUGGAUUCGGGACGAAAGAUUGAUCAGGCUCCCGCACAAGGGCGGCUCUUGGGAUCGAGUUCUUAUCGCCGCCCAGCACUUCGCAGAACAGGUUCACAGGUUCAACACCGCAAUCUCAACAUUUGAAUCUGAGAUCAACGCGGCUACGAACCUUGUCUUCGGACAAUGUCUCUUACUGUUGGAGCUUGGCAGCGAAAACGCGCCUGCCCUGGAAACCGUCUUCAACCUCUUCUACCAGUUCGGCCUCGAGUUGUCGCCGCUUCUAAAACGAGUCGAUAUCAUCACAGCUUCCAGACCAAUCGCAGACAACCUCUCCAAGGCGUUCUCCGAGCUCUUGUCCAUUGUGACUGGCGUGGCGAUUACUUUCUGGCAGAUUGUCCAUGGAACGAAAAGUUCGACCAGCCUCGACAUCUUUUCCACUUUCGGCUCCUCCAUCGACGUGUUUCGUGCCAGAGUCUCCCAGACGUCUCAGGACAUGUGGAGCUUCAGCUUAACUUCCAGUGGCUUGAAAGAGACACAUGUCCUUGAAGCCCUCCAGGGAUGGCUUGCCCCACAGGACACAGUUCUUGCCUUUCUCGCCAGCAACAACAUCAACAUUGCCAGCCGACCAGAGCAAUUCACUUGCACAUGGUUCCAGACUUACCUCACGAAUUUCAUCCGCAAUGGUGAAAGCUCUCUUGUCGUCGAGGGCAAGUCGGGCGCAGGCAAGACGACCUUGGCAAACUGGACCGUGGAUCGACUUCAGCGACCCAUCGGCCGCAAACUCGUUUUCCCUCUGAGCUUCUUCUUCAACAGCAAUGUUCCCGCUCAGGCAACCUCCUUUGCAUUGCUGAAGACGAUCUUGUGGCAAGCCCUGUCUCAGCGAAUUGGAGAUAUUCAUCUUUACAAAGCCUUAACCGAUGCGUACCAGGAAUUCAAAGAGUCCAACCCUCAGCACCUCAAUGAGGAGAUCCUCUGGUCUGCCCUUGAGAGAAUCUUGUUAGCUAUUAGCGAGGACGAGAACAAUACCUUGGUCCUUGUUGUCGACGGCCUGGAUCAAAUCAUUGGCCAGAAACAACAUGCUCAGAGUGUCGCCAACAGACUCCACGACCUGGCUGUCAAGGUCCCUGCAUUGAGAUUGAUCCGCUUCUCCCAGCCGCUUGACACACCUCAUAAGAAGUCGGAACAUAUCAACCUCUCGGCAGAUGUUGUACUUGACGACAUCCGGACAAUAAUUCGUCAAGAGCUGGUCGCACACAGCGGCUUUGCCGACAAGGACGAGUUUUCCCAGGAGGCUACCGUGGACAAAUUGGCGGCAGCUGCUGACGGCUCUAUCCUUUGGGCUUGGCUCGCCACUCAAUACAUUAUGUAUCAGAAGAUUCAUGCUACCCUGGAUGAAGGUGUGCAAACUCUUAUUGCCAGCCACAAAACAAUCCCGGACGUGGUCGAGCGGUUGGUGCCGGUUAUGAAUAUCACCGCACAGGGCAAGAGCUUGCUCUCCCUUCUUCUGGCUGCGGAGAGACCAUUGCUGCUCUCCGAGGUUGAGCUUUUGCUCCAAGCCCAGCCCAGCCGUCUCGAAAUGGACGGCAAGAGCGUGAACAUAACCGACCUCCUCAAGUCAAUUUCGCCCUUCAGCGUGAAGGGCGAAGGCCUGUUAGCCAUCAGACAUCCCGCAAUCAAGGCAGCUUUGAUCUCAGCCUCCGAGAAGUCCAAAGACUUGUCGUUGUUCAGGGAGCGGCACAAGGAUUUGCUGGCCCGCAUUUUGAUCCAUGCAAAGUCUUCUCUCCGUGAAGAUCAGGAGCCAACGCUGAAUUAUUUGGACCUGAACAGAGUCCAUCGCCCUUCGCACGGACGGCAGCUCUUGGAGUAUACAGUUCGAUACUGGAUUGUGCACUUCAAGCAGUCUUCACUUUUGAAGAGUAGUGGUGAUGUGGAGGUUCCGAAAGAGUUUGGCAGCAUUCUGCCGAAUACCGUCACUCUUGCUCUGCUCGAAGAAGCGGCCUGGGGGGCAGAAACGUCUCCCAGCGAAGCUGUGGAGUUUCAUGCCCUUGCAUACCGCGUCCGAAGGACUCUGUUUGGCGAGGACCACCCAUCAGUCCUGCAAACAACAAUUGUGGUGGCGAAAUUGUACGAGACUACGUUGUUCCGAUUCCAUGAUGCCGCAUCCUGGUAUAUCACAUCAAUUCGGACGGCGGCAAAGAGCCUGGGAUCCCAUCACGACCUCCUUGUACAGCUCUGCCUUUGCCUACUUCGUGUGACAGAGAGUUUGGUGACCAAGAAACGCUCCCAGGUCACAACCUACCGCGAGGAGACCUUGCGGCUGCUCGUCUCGGCGUAUACGUACCGCUACGGUGCCUCGUCAAGAGAGGUACACGCAGUCUACAAGCAAUUGCGCGAGCUCUAUGAAUUCAUUGGCGAGACAGAAAAGAUAGCGGAAUUCAAGGAGAAGACGAAAUCUGUUGAAGUCGAUGAUCAGGCUCUGCCUCAAGAGAACGGCGACAAAGUCUCUCGCAGCUUGGAUGUAACGCUUCUCAAGCACAAGGAGAGAGAACCUAUCGAUACCUUUCAAGGUUCCUUGUUUGCCGGUUAUCAGGAAGAAACCUCCGAAACCUUCAACCUGGCCCUUGUCGAGAGUCUCUUGGCUCGUGCAACGGAUCUGAUCCAGCGAGAGGAAUUUGAGAAGGCCGAAGAACUCUAUAUCGAGUUGUGGUGGAAGUUGACCGAGCAUUGCUCCAGUGUCAGAACUCUGGAAUGGCAUCAGAAGAAGCUCGAGCUCAUGUUGGCGUACUCCCGCUUCCUUCACUCCAGAAAGCGGAUUGAUGAGGCGUCUUCUGUCCUGCUGUUCGCCUGGAAGGAGUUUGAGCACAGCGAAUUCUCGAUGUAUGAGUCUGUCGUCCGACUGCUGAAGGAGAUCGCUCUCAUCAUGAAGACCGUCAAGCUCCACACGGUUGCUCUGUCCGUCUACCAAAAGUGUUUCUCCUAUUACAAGAACGUGAGCGAAACCAGCAUUGUUACAGAAAUCGAGGAGCAGAUCACUUCUACUUCCAUGGAGAUCAUCAAAUCCUCGACUACCACUGUCAGCGAGUCCACGGAAAUCACAAUACGGGAGGCCUUUGAACAUACCAUUACACGCUCCACGGAGAUUACUCAUUCCACUUUCGAGUUGGCGAAAUCCCUCACUGCCAUCUAUCUGGAGCAGUCACGGUACGCCCAGGCUAUCACAGUGCUGGAAAGCACAUUGAAGAAAGGCUGGCCCGCCUUGUUCGACGACUCCGUUGAGAGCAUUACGCUGCCCACCAAGUUCUCGACAGAAUGUGUUCUGCUUGCCUUGCGCUUGUCCGAAUGCUACGAGUUCAACCAGGUCCUGGAUCAAGCGGAGCAGAUCUACUUCAGGCUCUACCGAGCUCAUCACAAGGCACUCAGCUUUGACAAUCCUGCUGUGGCCAAAUACUCCGACCUGUACCUUGCAUUUUUGAAGCGCCAGGGACUUCACGACCGCGUCAUCGGCUUCUACCAAGAACUACUGAUUGACUAUCGCAACGUUUACGGCAGAAGCGACAAGAAAACCACGACGCUGCUCUACGCACUUGCCGAUACUUGCCGGACUCAUCAUCUGGUUCACAGGUAUUGGGUGGAAUACUACCUCGAGAUCGUCAAUGUUGUCAACAAAGGCGAGUUGGUCAGCCAGAAAGAUGCUCUCCGCGCUCUGGUCAUCGUUGCUGAGCAUUACUAUGAGAGUCGACGGCUUACAGAGGCCUUGGUCCAUUUCAAGUCGAUCGCGACGACAUUCAUCAAGUUCGGACCUCAGUACGAGUAUUUCGCCGACGCUGCUGUCGUUCAGGGCUUGUUGGAGAAAUAUUUCAUUGCAAUGGAAGAAACAAAACUCGACGUGGAUCAGCAUGUCAGAAUUUUGAAAGAGCUGCGCGAAGCGUGCUUCAAGUAUUUCGGAGAGAAGAGUGUCGUCUCAGUCACCACGACAAAGGCAUUGGCCGAGGCAUGCGCUAAGAGCCAGGAAUAUUGGUUCGAAUCUAUCCGAUAUUUCGAGUCUGUGUCUCAGCAAUCUGAGAUUGCGUCUGUCCAAAUCGUUGAACGAUCGAGAAGCAUGGUGAAGGAGCUCUAUAUCAAGCAGAUCACGUCAACGAAGACUUCGACCACCUUGACCAAGGAAACGGUCGAAAAGGCCGAAUCUCUGUUGUUUCAAGAGUAUCUCAGCUCCCGCAAGCAGCAUGAAUAUACGCAGACGAAGACCCUCAAGCAGCUUCAACAGCUGAUCGCCAUCUACCACAGGCAGCAGAAGACUGAUCUUAUCACCAAGGAGCUGAAGUCUCUCAUCCUUGAGGCUGUUAUCAACAUUCGGACAACAGAAGAAAUGGUUUACGUUGCUGAUUUCCUUGCCUCAAUCUUCAUCAGCUACGACCUUCAUCGAGUCGCCAGCCAUUAUAACAGUGAAAUCAUGUUCGAUUGUCUCGUGCUGGGACUCAUUCGGUUUCUUAUCCGGCGAACAUAA
Messenger RNA from Cladophialophora carrionii CBS 160.54, 4815 nucleotides. RefSeq lists its product as uncharacterized. Gene Ontology annotation, molecular function: protein binding. The record is from RefSeq and is a predicted model, not a curated record. Lineage: Eukaryota; Fungi; Ascomycota; Eurotiomycetes; Chaetothyriales; Herpotrichiellaceae. The transcript is spliced from 8 exons. The coding region runs from base 1 to 4815 and encodes 1604 amino acids.